Molecule: messenger RNA, 1721 nt
Organism: Cydia strobilella
Lineage: Eukaryota; Metazoa; Arthropoda; Insecta; Lepidoptera; Tortricidae
Product: ADP-ribosylation factor-like protein 13B
Exons: 9
Coding region: 180-1577 (465 amino acids)
Biological process (GO): receptor localization to non-motile cilium; non-motile cilium assembly
Cellular component (GO): ciliary membrane; non-motile cilium
Molecular function (GO): GTP binding; GTPase activity
Source: RefSeq, a predicted model, not a curated record
CCAGACCCGCAACGAAAACAAACCCAUUUUGAUACUGGCCACAUUCACCUCGAUCGCCAUUGGUAACGGUUGUGUCAACAAAACUUUUGUUUACAAAUGGCCACUGGCGAUAAAUUCAAAGUUCCUCUGCCAUAUGAUGUGGAAGUAUUAUUAGUUUAGUUUAAUAUUAGUUUUCAGUGAUGGGUAAUUGUUGGGCGAAUGUUACCCGCCGCCGGAGCGUGCAUAGACGUAUAGUGUUAAUAUUAAUAGGUUUAGACAACGCGGGAAAGACUAAAACCGUGAACAAUUUGGCAGGAGAGAACGAUGAUAAAGUUCUGCCGACCGUAGGUUUUAAGGCUGUUAAUUUGAUUCAUAAGGAUACGCCUGUGACUAUUUACGAUUUGGGUGGAGGGCCGCAUUUUAGACAAAUAUGGUCGCAGUAUUAUAGCGAGGUACAUGGGGUUAUAUUUGUGAUCGACUCAAGUGAUUUUUCACGGUUAGAUGAAUGCCGUGCUGUGUUGGAAGAAGUGUUAUCGCAUGAUAAAAUAUCAGGCAAACCAAUACUGGUGCUAGCCAACAAACAGGACAAGACGGGCGCGCUGGACGAUAUAGAUGUUGUCGAGAAACUCAACAUAGAACCGCUUGUUAACAAAUACCGAUGUCCAACCCUAGUGGAAUCCUACACCGCCGAAACGGAAACUAAAAAGAAAAAGCCAAAAAUCGACCCCGGACUAAAGAAGGGUUACCACUGGCUCCUCAACUACAUCGUUCGUCGUUACGGAGACAUCAACCUGCGCGUGCAGACAGACAUACACGCCGAGCUGGAGAGGAGGCGGCUGCAGAGUAAAGCUAGCCAGACUUUUACGGCUGACAGCGAAAACACGCGAACUGGCUUCGAAAAUCCAAACUACAAUCUCGAGACCAAGGACUCCGAAGGUGUCAUAGUGGUCAAGCCGAUAUCCAUCAAAACGGACAGUGUGGAUACCACAGUUACCAUUGAGAGUGUCGACAAGCCAAAAUUAUCGCCGCUUUUUGGUCGAGCUAGUACAGAGACGAUGCCCGUGGCAAGGGUGGAGUUGGAGCCUCGAGCGGAAUUCAGAAAGCUGUCACCAAUCGCCCGAAACAGGAGCGGCGUCAACCACAUCGACUUUAUGAACAGACCACAUUCUAGUCCCACUAAGAAGAUGAAGGUUGAGCCUUUGAGUCAAAACUCAUCUCUAGAUUCAGAAGAGAAAACGGCCCGGGAGCCGGAGCGACCACGCCGUGUUAUCAGAGACGGAGAAAUUAUGCGGAGAGAAAUAUUACUCGCUGACCGAAAUUGCAACAAAACCGCCUGCUCCGACGUGACUCCGGUGCGGGAGGCGGCCACGCUGCCGGCGGGCGCGGGGGGUGCGGGGGGUGCGCGGGGUGCGGGGGGCGCGCGGCCCGCCUCCGCCUCGCAGCUCGUGCGGCGCCAGCUCGAGGUGUCGGCGCACAGGCGGCGUCUUAGUCUGCGCUACGUCCGUAACAAGACUAGCCCGGAGCCCGUGUCCAUGUUGGUGUACGAACCAAAAAAGAGACACCUCGACAAGGGGGACUUCCAGCACGCCACCAACUGACGCAGGUAGUAAAAAAUUUCUGCUGUGAUGGGUCCAGUGAUUGACAAGUAUUUUAAUGUUAAAAGGUUGUAUUUACAUCUUUUUCUUUAAGCAGACGUUCUUUGUUUUGUUAAAAUAAAUUUAAAUGAUUAUUAUAAAGAAAAA